Ambispora gerdemannii is the source of this 1302-nucleotide messenger RNA. NCBI's taxonomy places the organism in Eukaryota, Fungi, Glomeromycota, Glomeromycetes, Archaeosporales, Ambisporaceae. The record is from the annotation of a GenBank genome assembly.
AUGAGUGAUUCUGAAAGUGACGUUUCUAGUGUUAUCUCUAGUGAUACUUCUGGAGAUAGUGAACCUUCUGAAGAUAGUGAACAAACCUACAUAAAUAACACAAAUGGUUCAAAAGGUAAAAAACGACAACUCGAGGAAGAAGUGACAUUGUCAGUAGACAUGUCAGAGGACAAUGACGGUCCUGCUCUAGCCUGGUUUCCAGGAGUAAUACCACCCGAAGAAACAGAAUACAAGUUGUAUGUACGUUCCGAAGCAAAGGAUGCCAAAUUAAUGAAACAGAAAAUCUUGUUUGGCGAAACUAAUUAUGUCGAAUUGAAUGGAGUUAAUUAUAGCGAACUAAAAGACAUGAAAGACAUGUAUGGAUAUUUAGUGGGAGUGUAUGAUAAAGAAACUAGCACUGUGACAUUAAAAGAGAUUCCGGUGUUCAACUUUUCUGUGGUUGUGAAGAAGAGAAAACUUAUGAAAAAACCAGAAUCUUCAGUGAAAAAGAGCUAUGCAGAGGCCAGAGCGGAUCUUGGCAGAACAUUUGGCAACAAAAAGCUUAUACAGCGUAUUAACGACGCCGAAAAAAACGCUGUAUAUGCUGAUAUGGUGGAAGCUUCUACUCGAGAUUCCAUAAUACAAACCGUCGAAGAUAAAUUACAAAUGCUGCCGUCUACGGAGCAAGUUAAUAGUGACAUUGAUGCGAAUCGAAAUAUCCCCCCAUAUAAUGCGCAAGCGACAGAACCUGCUAACGUCUAUAAACUCGAAGAUAUUGUACCGACAAAUGAGUUGAACAUGGUACCAAUCAAACAGAUUUUGGACGCUACGACCUCGGAAGAGGCAUUGCAAUUAUUCCCGUUCAAGAAUUCAAAGUAUAUCACAUCACAUUUGUUAAAAUAUUGGAAUUUUAAAUUUGACCAGCAAACACGACGAAAAAUCCAAAUUUUGGUCUACAUCUCGUAUCUGAUGUGUUUCAGUUCACAUCAGAAGACUAUUGAAAGACGCGGAGAAGUCGCCAAGAGCUUGAAUAGUCCACCUCGAAAAAUGACGCCAGUAUUACAAAACAAGUUAUACAGUUAUGCGUUUGUAUUGUGUCUUAUAUUGGAUGAAUAUGUCCUUGAUCCGACUAACUUAGCAAAUGACUUGUGUGUCGCAAAACAAAGAAUAAACGAUAUCUUUAAGUCUUUAGGAUGUCGCGUUGACAAGCUAACAAAAGAAGAACGCGAAACUGCCGGCUUCACAGCUGUUGAAGCGAGAUCCAUGAAGAGAGCAAGGUUGCAAGCCCCACCUGUUUUCCCAGUGAAAAAACAGAAGAAGUAA